This is a messenger RNA of Drosophila ficusphila, 2533 nucleotides long. It is a transcript of the gene Poxm, whose product is annotated as paired box pox-meso protein. NCBI's taxonomy places the organism in Eukaryota, Metazoa, Arthropoda, Insecta, Diptera, Drosophilidae. Gene Ontology annotation, biological process: anatomical structure development; regulation of transcription by RNA polymerase II. The record is from RefSeq and is a predicted model, not a curated record. Gene Ontology annotation, molecular function: RNA polymerase II cis-regulatory region sequence-specific DNA binding; DNA-binding transcription factor activity, RNA polymerase II-specific. Bases 647 to 1756 code for a protein of 369 amino acids. The transcript is spliced from 2 exons.
CGGGUGACGAGCAGCAACGAUCGCUUUUGGAGAGCGCGCCAGGGUUUCCCGAUCCAAGUCGACCCAACCGUUCCCAACCGAUACGAUACGAUUCGAACCGAUUCGCUAGAGAACAAAAGGCCAGCGGAAGAUCGAAGGGUGCGCGCACGGAUCAGUGAGUGCGGUUCAAUCGGUCCCAACCAUCGAUCUCACGGGCGGUCCCCCAGAAAAACAAACCGAUGUAGUCGAAAACCAAAGCAUAGCAAAACCAUUGUAGUGUCAUUAAGUGUGUGCAGUUCCCGGCUCUUCAAUAAGGUGUGAUAAGUGCGUGAUAAUUUUCGAGGCAACCCAGCCGAGAGCGAUCGUUUUGGCCCGAAAAUGUGCUAAUCAGAUCUCAGUCUUGGUUCACGGCACCGCGGCCCCGACGCUGCCCCGCACAACUGGCGCCAAUUUGUAUACAAAUUUCAUGCCUUAAUUGAAACUCACAUUAUAGCCAAGUGCGAAAAGUUAACGACUAGGUAACCACCGUCAGUCCCCAGCAACGCCAAGCCAUCCAUCAGCCAGCGAAUCCAACCAGAGAAAGUUUCACGGCGGAGUCGGCAGAAAGCGAGCGGAGAGUGCGACAAUUGCAGCUCUGGAGUUCUUCAAUCAACUGUCAUCGGCCGAAAUGGACCCAGAGUCGCAGUGUCCGCAGUAUGGCGAGGUGAACCAGCUGGGCGGCGUCUUCGUCAACGGGCGUCCGCUGCCGAACGCGACUAGGAUGCGGAUCGUGGAGCUGGCCCGCCUGGGCAUCCGGCCCUGCGACAUCUCCCGCCAGCUGCGAGUGAGCCACGGGUGCGUGUCGAAGAUCCUGGCCAGGUACCACGAGACGGGCUCCAUCCUGCCGGGGGCCAUCGGGGGCUCCAAGCCGCGGGUGACCACGCCCAAGGUGGUCAACUACAUCCGGGAGCUGAAGCAGCGCGACCCGGGCAUCUUCGCCUGGGAGAUCCGCGACCGGCUGCUCAGCGAGGGCAUCUGCGACAAGACGAACGUGCCCAGCGUGAGCUCCAUCUCGAGGAUCCUGCGGAACAAGCUGGGCAGCCUGGGCCACCAGCAUGCUCCGGGUGCGGUGAUGGGCAGCGGGAGCAGCAGUGGCGGCGGUAGUGUGUCCAGCAACGGCGGUCAGAACAACGGAGGCAGUGCCUCGAACAACAUAAAUCUGGGUAACCUGGGCAACCCCGGAGGAGGAGCGCACCACCCGCACCAUCCGCACCACCACCACCAGACGGCGGCGGCGGCUGCGGCCAGUGCCCACCACGUCCACGCCCACGCCCAUGCCCACGCCCACCUGUACAACUCGAUCUACCAGCCGUACAGCGCGGCGGCCGCCUACAGCAUGAAGGCCGUGUCCUGCGGGAGUCCCUCUCCGCCGCAGGGAGCCGGUGGCCAGGGCUCCGGGCCGCAUCCCCACCAGCUGCGGAGCGUGGCCGCCGCCGCCGCCGCCCACUGGCCCUCUUCGCACUCGGUGAGCGACAUCCUGGCCCACCACCAGGCCGUUGCACUGAGGGCCAGCUGCCAGGUGGGCGUCGGAGUGGGCGGGAUGGGCAGCACGGUGUCCCCGCUCCCGAUGACCCCCUCCCCCGUGGCGGGAACUGCGGGCGGUCAGCCGCUGCUCGACUGCGAGGGCGGGGCGGGCCAGCAGUCGCCGUACAACUACUACAUGUACUUCCAGAACAGCGGAAUGCACCACCACCACCACCACGGCGGCAUGAUGGCCGCCGGAGCCACGGGAUUAUGAGUGGGCGGUGGGCAGUCCACUGACUGUUGGUUGCGGGUCUAGCUACUUUUGAUCGCGGUUGUUCAGUCUAGGUUACUAUCUUCUAAGCGCUAGUUAAGGAUGGUCAUAUCACGGCACUCACUUAUCACUCGAAUAAAGUAAUCAGUUCUUAAAUAAAAAGUAGCAAACGGAACUCAUUUCCCAGGAAUUGUUGUAUAAAUUAAAAGAUUGUAAACAUUUCGUUGUGACUAAGCAAAUGUAAAUAGAUAAAAUGCAGCGAAGAAUGUCUAGAAGAUUACUUAAAAAAGCUCAAGGUUUGUUUAGUUACAUUUCCCAUAUCAACCAGUCGUUUAAAGUUGCCAAGAAAAAUUUACUAUAUGUGAUUACUUAAGGUGAAAGCUUACAAAAUAAUUUUAAAAUGUUUCCAAGUAACUAGUGAGUGCCAAUGGAUAUGCCAUCAAAUGUGAGUUGUGGACUGUCGGGACUCAGACCUGGCAUUAUCCCCAUAUCAUUACGAAUUUCAUGUAAUCCUAGAGAUUUUCACUUGCGUUAUUUUUUUUGCGUUUCGAAUUGGUUUGUUUGUGCUUUCAGCAGUCAAGAUUAAGUUACGAAAUAAACCUUUAUUGUUAAAUGGAAAGUAUUGAGUGGUACGUUAAUCGAUUGUAUAGGUUCUUGUUCUCAUAACUACUAUUUGUACAAUAUGCUCACUAAGUAAACUAGUUGACUAAUUUAUGCUACGAUUACAUCAAUUACGAUUAAACCAAGUGUAACUAUCGAAUAAAUUGUAUUUUUAGACAA